This is a messenger RNA of Osmerus eperlanus (European smelt), 2136 nucleotides long. It is a transcript of the gene rgs7b, whose product is annotated as regulator of G protein signaling 7b. Bases 59 to 1186 code for a protein of 375 amino acids. Lineage: Eukaryota; Metazoa; Chordata; Actinopteri; Osmeriformes; Osmeridae. The record is from RefSeq and is a predicted model, not a curated record. Gene Ontology annotation, molecular function: GTPase activator activity. Gene Ontology annotation, biological process: positive regulation of GTPase activity; G protein-coupled receptor signaling pathway; regulation of G protein-coupled receptor signaling pathway. The transcript has 14 exons. Gene Ontology annotation, cellular component: cytoplasm; neuron projection; plasma membrane.
UUGUUGAUGUUGUUGUUGAUGUUGUUGACAGUGGAGGCGCCUACACUUGGGCACCCUGAUGGCAGCCCACGGAUACUUCUUCCCCAUCUCCGACCACGUUCUCACACUGAAGGAUGACGGAACAUUCUACAGGUUCCAGACUCCAUAUUUCUGGCCGUCUAACUGUUGGGAACCAGAGAACACAGACUACGCUGUUUACCUGUGCAAGAGAACCAUGCAGAACAAAGCCAGGCUGGAGCUAGCUGACUAUGAAGCAGAGAGCUUAGCCAGACUACAGAGAGCCUUUGCCAGGAAAUGGGAAUUUAUAUUUAUGCAAGCAGAAGCACAAGCUAAAGUCGACAAGAAAAGAGACAAGAUUGAGAGGAAAAUCCUGGACAGCCAGGAGAGGGCAUUCUGGGAUGUCCACAGACCUGUGCCUGGAUGUGUCAACACAACAGAAGCUGACAUCAAGAAGUCCUCCAGAAUGAAGCAGCCUCAUAAAACCAGAAAGUCCGUUUAUGGUCUCCAGAAUGACAUCCGCAGCCACAGCCCCACCCACCCCCCCGCCCCUGAGGUCAAAGAGCCAACCAAGGAGGAGCUACAGGAACAGAUACAGUUCUGGCAGGUGCAGCUCGACAGGCAUCGGUUAAAAAUGUCCAAAGUUGCAGAGAGCUUGCUAAGCUACACAGAGCAGUAUAUGGAGUAUGACCCCUUCUUCACCUCUCCAGAUCCCUCAAACCCCUGGAUCUCCGACGACACCACUGUCUGGGAGCUCGAGGCCAGUAAGGAACCAGGGCAGCAGCGAGUGAAGAGAUGGGGCUUUGGUAUCAACGAGGUUCUGAAGGACCCAGUGGGGAGAGAGCAGUUCCUCAAGUUCCUGGAGUCGGAGUUUAGCUCAGAGAACCUUAGGUUUUGGUUGGCUGUUCAGGAGCUGAAGAAGCGUCCAAUCAGAGAGGUACCUUCCAGGGUCCAGGAGAUCUGGCAGGAGUUUCUGGCCCCCGGAGCCCCCAGUGCCAUUAACGUCGACUCCAAGAGCUAUGCCAAAACCACCCAGAACGUCAAAGACCCGGGCCGAUAUGCCUUUGAGGACGCGCAGGAGCACAUCUACAAGCUGAUGAAGAGUGACUCGUACAGCCGCUUCAUCCGCUCUAGCUCCUACCAGGAGCUGCUGCAGGCCAAGAAGAAGAAAAGUAAGAACUUGUUCUGAGGGAUCACAAGUCCAGGUGAAGGGAUUCCGGUGAGGCUAACAGGCGUAGUGGGACUAUGCUAGGAUCCUGUGUUGUUCUGGGAGAGGACAGGGGAGGAGGAGGGAGGACCACAUCUUCAUUUGUACAUUUCUGUAGUCCGCUGUUGGCCGUGGUCUGAUAAACCACCGACGGUAGACCUGAUGUUGCAUGUCCAAAUCAACUGAGGAUUUCACCUCACUUACAUCACCAUCUGUUGGGACCCCCGUAGUGUGUGUGUGUCUGUGUGUGCGUGUGCGUGCGUGUGUGUGUGCAAAGGCAUUUUGGACUUUGGGCCUUUUCGGGACUCCAUGCCUUCAAGGAUAGCCAUUUUGUCUGAUCACCUGUUGUUAGGUUAUACAUAUCAACUGGAUUUGUGUGUGCAUGUGUGCACAUGUGUGUGUGUAUGUGUCUGUCAAAUGGGGAAAGUGUGUUGAACAUGUAAAAUACAUGCUGUAAAAAAUGUACCAAUCUACAAAACAGGAAUCUUCUGCCUAGAAGCACACGCUCACUGUCACCAUAGACGGCGUUAAGUAUGGAGCACUAGAGAAUGCACAUAAACUGUUAUAUCACCUUCACACCUGGGUCCAAUACUCACCACAGACACCUGAAACAUUUUAGAGGUGCUUGAUUUAACGUCACCAUGCAAGGCAGGCUAAAUCAAAAGCACCUUAUGUAUGUAAUAGUUGAGUUAGUUCUGAGUAGACCCAGGUCUGUCACCUUUGAUUUGCCUUUUUAUUGCACUAUGGAAGUUAGCACAGUCACCAUGUCCGUCUGCUAAAGCCACAUUUAGAGAGGAGAGAUAUCUUGUCUUACAGAAUCUUAGUGUCUUUAUUACAUUAUCAUUCAUUUAUUUUUCUACCAUGUUAUAUUGAAGAGUGUGAUGACGCUGUAUUAAAGAGACCUGAUAGUAGGAAUGUGAUACUCUUUAUUU